Molecule: messenger RNA, 1159 nt
Organism: Cylas formicarius (sweet potato weevil)
Lineage: Eukaryota; Metazoa; Arthropoda; Insecta; Coleoptera; Brentidae
Product: akirin
Exons: 4
Coding region: 250-786 (178 amino acids)
Biological process (GO): positive regulation of innate immune response; positive regulation of transcription by RNA polymerase II
Cellular component (GO): chromatin; nucleus
Molecular function (GO): transcription coregulator activity
Source: RefSeq, a predicted model, not a curated record
GGCAAAAUCACUUCCAAAACCGAUCCAUUCCUAAAAUGUCAGAAUUGUCAUUCUCGUAUUUCGUUUCGCCAUAUUGGAGUACUAAGCGGAAUAUUUAGGCGUGAAAAAUUUUGUAUUUGUAGUGAAAAAUAAGAAUACUUUGUUUCGGUAUAGUUCAACAAUUGACAAUUCUAUAAAAAUUUCUUGCAUUAUUUGUAAAACAAGUGAAAACCGUUGUUUUGUUUUGUGUUUGAUUACGGACUGUUAAAAAUGGCGUGUGCAACUUUGAAGAGAACGUUGGAUUGGGACCCCGUUUUAGGCGGCAGACCAUCAAAACGCCGACGAUGCGCACCUUUCUGCACAAGCCCUACACAGCGGGAGAAAGUGUCACCUACUCCUUCGUCGAGUCCCGUGGUUGCUUCUCCAUCGACCAGUUCCGUUUUCCCUGACGUAAUUAACAAAAAGUUGACUCCAGAAUAUAUGGCUGAAAACAUAAAAGCCGAAUUGAAGCGACUGCAGAGGCGUAAACAGCUUUUGCACGGCGUGGCAGAUAACUCGGAUAAUAGUUCACCCGAUGCCGUUGGUGAUUCAAGUCCAUCAAGAUUGGAUAAACCACUGUUUACUUUUAAGCAGGUAAAAGUAAUUUGCGAAAGGAUGCUCAAGGAACGAGAGACGGAAAUACGGGAAGAAUAUGACAGUGUAUUGACAGCCAAACUUGCAGAACAAUAUGAUGCCUUUGUCAAAUUCACCUUUGAUCAAAUCCAUAAAAAUUUCAGCAAUCAAACUACGCCCAGCUAUCUAUCAUAAAUGGAAAAAAUGGGUAAGCAUUUUCCUGUUUUGUAUCACUAAGAAUAUAUACAGGCGUUUAUAUAAACAAACAAAGAAAUAAACUACUGAAGAAGCAGUCGCAUUUCAUGAUGCCUUAGAAUGUAAUACUACUCAUUAUCGGCGUUUUGUAUAUAAAAAACGUUUACUAUCUUUUACUUUGUAUUUUUCACGGAAUUGACUUAUAAUAUAUUUGUUAUAUUGUGUAAAUAUGGUUUCUUAUUGUGUUGUGUUACCGAUUGCAUGGGUUGUGUCCAUGUAAAGCUCUGUCUAGAGAUUCUGUACAAGGUAUUUAACAAAUAGAGGGACAAAAAAGUUAUACAAGGUGAUUUUGAAAUGAAAAACAGCAGAGUGC